CCUGUCUCACACCCGGUGGCUGAUGCAGCAGUGCGGCCGGACACGGCCGAGACGUGCAGGUGGGCAGACCCGGAGAACGUGACACGCAUCACAAUGGCCCCUUCUAGAACCGGCUCGUCGCCGUGCGGCUCUUGGAGACGCACACAGCAGGUCAACUGCUCCCGACCCGACACUGGUUGUUGUCAGGUCACACCCGUGUCCUUGCGAUCACCCUGACCGCAAGGCUACAGAAAACUGGAGAGCUUCUUAUCCCAGGAUACAACCAUGGGAUCCUUUGGAGACACAGGAAGGGCAGAGCAGGAGGAGGGCUAUGGGUGCAGCUGCAUCCCUCUGCCUUCUUUCCUCCAGCGCCUCCGCACCCGAGAGCCGAGGCCCCGAGCAGGCAGCCAGGAAGGGCAGGAGCAGCUAUUUGACAGCGGAGACUGGAGGACCUUGCAGGCUCAAUGGAGGCAGCAGCUGCAGCUGCAGGUCAUGCAGAAAAAUGUAGAUGCUCUUCUGGAGGAUUUUGGGAACAUACAUACAUUUUUCGCAACAUACAGGACCUUUGCCUCUCCUGGUGAGGUCCUAGAAAUGCUCCUCAGCAGGCAUGGAAAGCUGGAGACCUUGAGCUGCAGAGGAGAUGAAAGUCCAGAUUUCUCAGCGGACUCCAGGGCAGUCCUCAGGAAUCCAAUCAUCUUCUUCUUGAAAACUUGGCUGCACUUCAGCCCUGAAGAUUUCAAAGAGCCGCCGAAGUACCACACACUGCAGAAAGUAAUAGCACACCUGAACAAGAACGUCCCUGGCUGUGACAUGGAAAUGGAGGCCAAACACCUCCUCCACCAGUUUCAAAACGAAGCAGAAAAUGAGAGCCAGCCUGGGGACCAUCCUGCGGACCAGCCAGGAGACCAGCCCAAGGGCCAGCCCGGGGAACUGCCUGAGGUCCAGCCCGGGAAGCAGCCCAAAGGCCAGCCCGGGGAGCAGCCGGAGGACCAACCUGGGGACCAUCCCAAGGGCCAGCCAGGGGCCCUGCCCGAGGACCAGCCCAGGGACCUGCCCGAGGUCCAGCCUGGGGAGCAGCCUGAGGGCCAGGCGGAGGACCAACCUGGGGACCAGCCCGAGGGCCAGCCCAGGGACCAGCCCGAGGCCCAUCUGGCGGACCGACCUUGGUACCUGCCUGAAGUCCAACCCAAGGGCCAGCCUGGAGAGCAGCCCGAGGGCCAGCCUGGGGACCUGCCCGAGGUCCAGCCCAGGGUGCAGCCCGAGGGCCAGCCCGGGGAGCAGCAGGAGGAACAACCUGGGGACCAGCCCAAGGGCCAGCUAGGGGACCUGCACGAGGUCCAGCCCGGGGUGCAGCCCGAGGGCCAGCCGGAGGACCAACCUGGGGACCAGCCUGAGGGCCAGCCCAGGGACCAGCCUGAGGACCAUUUGGGGGACCGACCUUGGGAUCUGCCCGAGAGCCAACCUGGGGACCUGCCCAGAGUCCAGCCCAAGGGCCAGCCCAGGGACCUGCCCGGGGACCAGCCCAGGAACCUGCCUCAGGAAAAGAACGAAGACGCCUACAUCAUUCACUGCUCAGUGCCGAACAGUCAAGGUGCUGUGUACAAAGGCAUUCUGGUAAGUGAUGUGGAAGAGCUGUGUAGAUUUAUUACAGGAUGUGUUUUCACUCGGGAUGACAAGUUACAUGUAAAUUCUCUGCUGCUCUGAUUCACACCAAGACAAAGCUUUGAAAUAUUAGGGGCCACCUCAUGCCCUUGAUUCUUAGGUGAAUUGACAUUGUUAUUUUAGUAGUCAAAGUACAUUCCACCUCCCAAACUUUUCUCUGGGCUUUCAGCUGGAUAAUAUCCACCACUUGUCCUCAGUCAUUGACUAAGGUACCAAGAAACCAUGCACGCCAUUUGUAUGAAUGGGCGUGUGUGCACAGGUAGGCAGACAGAUACACUGAAGAGCAGCUUGGUGGCAAGUCACCGAAAGAUGCUGUAUAGCACUAGAAAAUUAGGAUCCCAAAGGGCAUAUACUUCUAAAUAUCAUAGUGU
Messenger RNA from Alligator mississippiensis (American alligator), 2012 nucleotides. RefSeq names its product involucrin-like. Lineage: Eukaryota; Metazoa; Chordata; Crocodylia; Alligatoridae. The coding region runs from base 265 to 1683 and encodes 472 amino acids. The transcript is spliced from 8 exons. The record is from RefSeq and is a predicted model, not a curated record.